Messenger RNA from Monosiga brevicollis MX1, 1014 nucleotides. RefSeq lists its product as uncharacterized. Lineage: Eukaryota; Choanoflagellata; Craspedida; Salpingoecidae. The coding region runs from base 1 to 1014 and encodes 337 amino acids. The record is from RefSeq and is a predicted model, not a curated record. The transcript has a single exon.
AUGGUGGGGGAUCCCUUGCGCCAGAGGCAUUGGCCGGGCUCUGCUGGCACGGCCUUGCUGCUGCUGCUGCUACUGCUGCUGCGAGCUUCGUUGCGAGCUGGCGCCGGUGAGGCCGAGCCGCUGGCUGAGAGCUACAUUGUAGCCGAUGAUGAGGGCCACCUGCGCCUACCAGAGCAGGUGUAUGUCAAUGAUAUGGACUUGACGGCCGAGCUGAUCCUGCUGCAGGCCAACACUACCCGUUAUGGCCAGGAGUUGGACCCCUACCGUCAUCUCUCGAUUCACGGCACCGUUGUCCAAGGCUUUCAUAUCGUGUGGAGUCGCACGUUCUUUCCUCUGAGCGCCUCUCUAAGCGAUGGGACCACGGCCCUCGAGUUUGAUGCUACCAUUACGCUCGGCAAUCCCUCGGGUCGCUUCUACGUGGCCAUCGAUUGUUGGGCUGGCGAGCGGCAGAUCACCAACCGGAUGGCGUUUCGCAUACCGAAGACAGCAGCCGUGGUGACGCAGGCCAGCUCGGACACGCUUCUCCUUGACCUUAGCGCCACCGGAAAUCCGUCUGCAUGGUCUCUGUCCCUCGAUUCGAUGGUGUAUAUAGGCUUCUACUACAACGCGACCGGUUUGCCCUUUGAAGUGCUUGGUGCACCACUGCUGGGUCAAGAGCUCCGACCUGAAGGCAGCGAAUUGUGGCUGAAUGUGAGCGUGCCUCCCGCUGUGGUAGCUGCUGUGACGAGUCAAAAUGGACCCGUCACCGCCUUUGUCCAUAGUCUUGGCCCUUCGUUUGUGUACCCCAUCGGCUGGUUUUACCCUGGCUUUGGCGAGCGCACCAAGACCAUGACGUCCCAGGUCUCCCGCAUAGUUGACCCGAGCCGUUGGAAUGCCUUUCGACUUGGAACGACACGCUUUCGGAUUGGAUUCAUCUUCAACUAUCCCAUAGAUGGCGACACGUCCGACCCCAAUACCAGGAUCACGCAACUUCAGGACUUUCGCGUUCGUGAGGUUCUGCUCGAUGCCCCUUGA